AUGAACCGCGACCCGUUCGAAGCUCUCAAUCUGGUUGCCCAGCGGCGGCUGCGGGGACUCUUCAAUCCCCAGCCUCCCCCCAGGCCAGCUGCAUCCGGAGCACCCCAAGUCAACUCAUGGACCGAUCUCUGCUUCCUCCGCCAAUCCUUCGCACCAGGAUCACAGCCCAACUGGGAGCUCGUCUACACCACCUUCGCCGCCGUCGACGAGUCCGAUCACCUCUUCUUCGGGCACGCCCCCUUCAAGAUAUCCGAUAUCUCUUUUGCCCAGAUCACAGCUUCUCUGGAACCUGUUCCGGAUGACCACCUCUAUCCGAUUGUACCUUCAGUGUAUGAGUUUACCAUUGCACCGAGGGACUUACCGCUAAGCGCCGUUUACGUCAAACGCAACUUGGGGCAUUAUGAAGACUACCUCGAUAGGAACCUGGGACGGGGUGCUCAAGCUCCAGCUCCAGCUGAGCUUCCUCCCCGACUUUUGAGCGAGGCUCGUAUUUUGGAGGUUAUUUCGCGGAGUGAAAGCGGGCCGCAUCCAAAUAUAGUCGAGUACCUCGGCGUCCGAAUCAAUCUGUCACGCAUCACGGGUUUGGUUAUGAGGAGGUAUGAGUAUAACAUCUACAGUUACCUCCAGCUGGGGAUUGGCACCAUGACCAUGGAUGAAAAGGACAAGUUCAUGGAGGUUUUGGAGGAUGCGGUGCUGCGGUAUCUGCAUGAAGAGCUGGGGGUGGCGCAUAAUGAUAUCAAUCCGUUUAAUGUUAUGGUUGAUGUUAGGGAGGGGAUGGUGGUACCGGUUUUGGGAGGGUUUGGUGAGGCGAGGAAGAUUGGGGAGAGGAUUGGUGAGAAGAUUGGGGGAGAGAGAGGGAUGCUUCCGGGUUGGACUUGGAGGGAUGAGAGGGAGGAGUAUAUGACGAGUGAGGUGAGGCAUGAUGUCUCUGCGUUGGGUAAGGAGAAACUCUGA
Messenger RNA from Neurospora tetraspora, 954 nucleotides. RefSeq lists its product as uncharacterized. The coding region runs from base 1 to 954 and encodes 317 amino acids. The record is from RefSeq and is a predicted model, not a curated record. Gene Ontology annotation, molecular function: protein kinase activity; ATP binding. Gene Ontology annotation, biological process: protein phosphorylation. NCBI's taxonomy places the organism in Eukaryota, Fungi, Ascomycota, Sordariomycetes, Sordariales, Sordariaceae. The transcript is spliced from 2 exons.